Messenger RNA from Malaya genurostris, 2556 nucleotides. RefSeq lists its product as uncharacterized. The record is from RefSeq and is a predicted model, not a curated record. Gene Ontology annotation, molecular function: nucleic acid binding. Lineage: Eukaryota; Metazoa; Arthropoda; Insecta; Diptera; Culicidae. Gene Ontology annotation, biological process: DNA integration. Bases 1 to 2556 code for a protein of 851 amino acids. The transcript is spliced from 2 exons.
AUGUUACAGUUGUUGUCUCACUACGAUGAUGUGUUCAGUGAUAUUCCCGGUACUCUCAAAGGUCCUCCGGCAUCAGUACACCUCAAGUCCAGAACAACACCAGUAUUCGCAAAAGCUCAAGAUGUACCGUUGGCGCUGAAAAGCCGAUACACCCAAGAGAUCGAAAAAAAGUUGAGGGCAGGUGUUUACGAACGAGUCGACUAUUCGGAAUGGGCAUCUCCCACUCACAUCGUUGUGAAAAAGAAUGGAAAUUUACGUAUCACCGGAAAUUACAAACCUACUGUAAAUCCCCGGAUGAUUAUUGACGAACACCCGAUCCCCAAGAUCGAAUCCAUUUUUAAUCGCAUGCAAGGAGCCCGUUUGUUCUGUCAUCUCGAUGUGACAGACGCUUACACUCACCUCCAAAUCGAUGCAGAGUUUCGACAUGUCCUUACUCUCAACACACCAACACAUGGAUUAGUUCGUCCAACUAGAGCGGUAUAUGGUGCAGCAAACAUACCAGCAAUCUGGCAACGCCGUAUGGAAUCCGUGUUAAAAGGUUUGCCUAAUGUUAUUAAUUUCUAUCACGAUAUCAUAGUCUUUGCAGAUAGUUUUGAAAAUUUACUUAUUGCACUGACAGCAGUUUUCGAUAGACUGAAAAAUUACGGUUUACGAUUGAACCGUUCGAAAUGUGUUUUCGCCACCCCGGCUCUCGAAUGCCUGGGCCAUAAGAUCGAUGCAAAUGGAUUGCACAAAUCAGACCAACACAUUGAAGCAAUACGAGACGCUCCUCGCCCAUCGAAUCCAGACGAAAUGCACCUGUUUUUAGGGAAAGCCACAUACUAUAACGCUUUUAUUCCUAAUCUUUCCACACGAUCUCGAUGUCUGCGAGAAAUGUUAGGAGAAGAAAGUUUCGAAUGGACACCAGCAAGAGCAGCAGCAUACGAGGACAUAAAAUCUGCUCUUAUCUCGCCACAGGUGCUAAUGCCGUAUGAUCCGGAUCUUCCUUUGAUAUUGGCCACCGACGCAAGUAAAUAUGGUUUGGGGGCAGUCCUGUCGCACCGUCUAACAAACGGCCAAGAGCGUCCAAUAGCGUAUGCAAGCUGCGCUAUGUCUAUAACUCAGCAACGAUACCCGCAAAUCGACAAAGAGGCUCUUGCCAUCGUGUGGGCGGUAAAAAAAUUUUUCAACUAUCUCUAUGCUCGUCGAUUUACCCUGGUAACAGACCAUAAACCGUUGACACAAAUUUUGCACCCAGCAAAAUCGUUACCCAUGCUCUGUAUUAGCAGAAUGGCCAAUUAUGCUGAUUACUUGGCACACUUUAAUUUUGAUAUUGUUUAUAAAUCUACGAAAGAAAAUAUCAAUGCAGAUUACUGCUCUCGAAUAAUUCCAAUACCAUUGACAAGUGAUACAAAUAAACUAUCUGUUCGUGAGAGAAGAGAGAGUAAAGUUGACGAAUUCGAUAUGUUUGCUUUACAUCAAAUCGCACAACUACCAGUUCGCGCCGAACACAUCGCCCGAGAAACACGUAAAGAUUCUAGGCUUGGUAGGAUUGUACAGUUGUUAGAAGCUGGUACCGAUUUGACGCGUUUUGACUACAGAGCACCAGAAAGCAAAUAUAGUCUUUCUUCAAACUGUUUAUUAUUUGAACAUCGUGUAGUAAUUCCCCCUGCUCUUCGACAGUCUGUGCUGGAUGAUCUUCAUGUAUCGCAUAUUGGAAUAGUGAAAAUGAAAGGACUUGCUCGUUCGUUUGUGUACUGGCCGGGAAUUGAUGCUGAUAUCGAAAAGGUAGCUAAAUCGUGCUCCGAGUGCGCUCGUCAUUCCCAUGCUCUGCCGAAGUUUAGCGAACAUCACUGGCUGUAUCCCAAUGGACCUUGGGAAAGGAUACAUCUAGAUUAUGCCGGUCCGGUAGCAGGUUCGAUGCUGUUCAUCGUAGUGGAUGCAUAUAGUAAAUGGCUAGAGGUAAAAAUUACUAAUACAACGACAACUGUGGCCACUAUUCGUAUUAUGGAUGAACUGUUUUCGAGUUAUGGAGUACCUGUUACUGUUGUAUCAGACAACGGUCCGCAAUUUGCAGCAGCGGAAUUUAAAGAUUUUUUGCGCAAAAGUGGCGUUAUAUUUCACAAGCAAUCAGCUCCUUAUCACCCAGCAACAAACGGGCAGGCCGAACGUUACGUGCAAACAACUAAAGACGCACUUAAGGCUAUGGGAACCACUCCAUCUACAUUACAUUCGAACUUGAAUAACUUUUUGCAACGAUAUCGUCUAGCUCCUCAUACUACCACUGGAGAGUCACCAUCUAUGCUGUUCAUGGGACGUAUUUCCCAUUUGGAUAAGUGGUUACCUGGUGUGAUUGCGACUCGCCUAGGAGAUCUUCAUUAUGAAAUUGACUACGAUGGGAAACGCAUCAAACGACACAUAGAUCAAAUUCGCUCCAGAAUUGAUCCUCAAGGGCUUAAGACAACUGAUACAUUGAACACUGAAGAUUUAGGUCAACAGAGUACUUCAAGACGUGUCCAUUUCUACAACAAUGACGGGAGCUCUUUGAAUGUGCCAUCAACUCCAAGCAACUCCUGA